Messenger RNA from Beta vulgaris subsp. vulgaris (sugar beet), 524 nucleotides. RefSeq lists its product as uncharacterized. The record is from RefSeq and is a predicted model, not a curated record. The transcript is spliced from 3 exons. Lineage: Eukaryota; Viridiplantae; Streptophyta; Magnoliopsida; Caryophyllales; Amaranthaceae. Bases 16 to 441 code for a protein of 141 amino acids.
AGUCACUUUUACGUUAUGUGCAUUAAUAUGAAAGCCAAAACUUUGGACAUCUUGGAUAAUAGAAUACUUGAGGAUGGGAUACCCCUUGAAAGCAAGUAUCGUGAUUAUCCUCGGAAAGUGCUGGAAGCAUUUUCAUUGUUCCUCCACCGUGCGGAAUACAAGUGUUAUAGGCAUGUAGCUAAAUUCAAGAUAAGGUUAAUAGAAAUGCCUUGGAGAUCCAACAUGAACAUUGUUGAUUGUGGUGCAUAUGCAAUGAGACAUAUGGAAACCUACCAUGCACAAGACAACUGGGAUUGUGGACUAUACUCAGAUAAUUUUGAAGGUUUGAAGAAGCUAAGGAUACAAUACUGCAUUGAUUUACUCACCGACAAUGCUAAUGAUAAAAGGGUCGAGCUCCAGGUCUUAGCAAGAAAGUUUAAGAAGCUUGAAAACAAUGAAUAAAUUUAAAGAUUCGUGUGCAUGUGGUGCACAUAAUAGCUUUACUUAAUUGUUUUUAAAUGGUAUUCUCGUCUAAUUAUGUUCAU